Messenger RNA from Marchantia polymorpha subsp. ruderalis, 2608 nucleotides. The record is from the annotation of a GenBank genome assembly. NCBI's taxonomy places the organism in Eukaryota, Viridiplantae, Streptophyta, Marchantiopsida, Marchantiales, Marchantiaceae.
CGGGCUGCCUUCCUGGUUGACCGCCGGUCGUGGUUUAGUAGAUGUAGAUGUAGUAGCGGCGAGGCGGACGAAGCAGAAGGAGAGGGCAAUUAGUGACGCCUCGCUCCGUCUUUCCUCGAGGGAUUGAUUGGAGGCAGCGAGGGAGGGAGGGAAGGACGACGAAGGGUUUGUGUUUGCCGCUUUGCUGCUGCUGCUUCGGAUCGUGGAAAAGGUUGUCUGUGUACGUGCGUAUCUUUGACGUCGUGGACUGGAGCGAGAAAUUCUGGACACCAGUGCCAAAGGGCACCAACAAGCGGAAGCGGAGGAGGUAGGGGAGGGGGCGCGGGCAGGGAUUCGGAAGCGCGACUGGUUGGUGUCGAGAGGGAGGGAGGGAGAGUGAGAGUGAGUGAGCGUGCGUGUGCGUAUUUGUGAGUGUGUGUGUGAUAAACCUCGCGGGGAGGGGGUGGAUUGAGGAGUUCGUGGAGGUGGAGGGGAGAGAGACGGGCGGAGUGGAGCAGAUCUGUCACAAUUGGGGAGCGGGAGCGGAGGAUUCGAGAUGGGGAACGGAGGGAAUUUCGAGAUACCGCAGGAUGUAUUGGCGGUGCUUCCAUCGGACCCGUAUGAACAGCUCGAUUUGGCCCGGAGAAUCACCGCCAUGGCUGUGGCGGAGAGGUUGUCGAAGCUAGAGGGGGAGACGGGAAAGCUGAGAGCCAAGUUGGCGGAGAAGGAUUUAAUUAUCACUGACCUGAACGACCGCGUGAUAGAUGCCGAGACCACUCUGCAAGAGACCACCGCUCGCCUGUCCUCGGCUCUGGAUGAGCAAGCGAAGCUGACGAAUGAGAGAAACCUGCUCGUGAACACCGUGAAGAAGCUCAAUCGCGAUGUGGCCAAGUUGGAAACCUUUAAACGAACGCUCAUGCAAUCUUUGCAAGAAGACGACGACGGUGGCCACAAGUCGUCCGAGUACGGGGGUCAUGCAUCGGUGGCCGCUCUCGUGGCCAGCGAGGCCAAGAAAACGCCCAACUCCGAUUCCUGGAUGAACAACAGGGGCCACAUGUGGAACGAAGAUAAUGACAGCGAAAACCUGAGCCAAGGAGGCGCGCCUGCCCCUGCAGACCUCGGCGUGCCUGCGGCAGGUAAUCAGGAUGUUAAGCACUUGGAGAUGGAUGCACCCACCAAACAAUCUAACACUUCCCACACGCCUCCUUUGCCGCCCCAAACGUAUGCACCCGUCCCGACGCCUCCUCAACCAAUCUCUCAGCCACCGCCGAAUGAAUCCUCGAGAUGGCAAUCUGCAGGUUCGCCGGAACGACCGCCACCCCAAGAGAGCAGCAAGGUGCCGCUGCCCCUGUCUCUGCCUUCCAGCCGGUCCACCACGGCGCCCAACUCUCCGCCGAACGUCAACUCCACGCCCGGACGCACUCCUCGUGUCGACGGCAAGGAAUUCUUCAGGCAAGCGAGGAAUCGGCUGUCGUACGAGCAGUUCAGCGCCUUUCUGGCCAACAUCAAGGAGCUCAAUGCGCAUCGGCAAACGCGCGAGGAGACUCUGAGGAAAGCAGACAAGACGUUCGGACCCGAUAACAAGGACCUGUAUAUUGCAUUUGAUGGGCUUCUGAGUCGCCAUCUCUCAUCUUAAAAGGUCGGUGAAGAGGGCAAUACCCAGAGUGGACUGUAAUAAAGCUGUCGUCUAGCUGUUGAGGUUCUGCAAGUCCUAGUAUAUGUAGGAUGGAUGGGCACAUGGUUCUUCAAGUCCUACUAUAACCAGGAUGGAAGGUAUACAUGGUCCUAGGAGGCCAAGCGUAUGUGCAGUAAUUUUUUUCUGUGCCCGCAUAUUCGUCUCCUUGGUCAUAUGCUCCGUCUCUUCUAUCUGUGCUCCUUCGUCAGGUGUCCACGUUUGCCGUCAAUAAAAGCGGGAUUCAGGUGAGGGUGCUGGAUCAAGGGAGAUUAUUGUGCUUGGAGCCGUCACGAGUCCUGGGUGUGGCUCACAAGCCAUCACUGCAACUUCCAUUCUGGCGGAAGUUGAGAGUGGGGCUGGCUGACGUUUAUGUUAGGCAAACCGGAGGAUUAGUUUCAGUCUCUUGAUCAACAAGGGAACUGUGUUCCUCAGAACAAGCAGCUUUGCAUUCUGAAGGUGAUUGAUGUUGAUUGAUCCCAAUUGUAGCUACUGGGAUCAGAGGGGUAAGGUUCACAGCAUUGAAGGUCUGGGGACUGCACUAGCGUGAUGGCUGAACCAUUACGUCAACUUGUCAGACAUGCUCGCUAUCUUCGCGAGCAGGCUUGAUUGUUGUAACCUGCCACUUCUGCAAGUUGCUAGUUCUGAAGUGUGUCCUCGAUGAUGGAAAGGUUUCGAAGCAACCUAAUUGCAAUAGAUGGAGAAACUGCAGUGCUGCCACGUAGGGAUUCAGAGGGAGAUUUCUGCACACGCUGUGUUACCGCUACUAUCUGCACAACAACUGUUUUGGUGGAGUGUCCACUUAUGAUCGAAUCACAUUGAGUAACGUCGUUACGACUCUGUAUGAAAGUGUGCGCAAUUUAACUAAGUGUAUCAUAUCUGAGGGAUCCACUCAGAUUAUUACUAUCGAUUGUUUCGGGCCACUGUCGUAGCCACGCCUAUUAAAGCUUUGAAAGA